AUGGGUAAAGUACCUGAACGGAGAGACUGCAGGGAAAAUACACGCUACCAAUCAAUAAGUUUCACGGUCGAGUACCCGGUUUCUCAGACUGGGAAAUCCAAUGCCAUACGCUAUAGUUCUCCCGGGAACUGCGUCAUGGUCCGGAUAGAACGCGACCCGCCCUCCAGGGACCAAGCGGAGGGCCCAACCGGAGACUGCUCCUCUGGGACACCGCGCUGCUGGUGUCGCCCACCCCCGUGGGUUGAAAGAUCUCCAUUAUCAGGGGGUUUUAGUGGGUAUGGGUGGGUUUCUCCACCACCGAGUCCCACAUAA
Trypanosoma grayi is the source of this 312-nucleotide messenger RNA. RefSeq lists its product as hypothetical. Lineage: Eukaryota; Euglenozoa; Kinetoplastea; Trypanosomatida; Trypanosomatidae. The transcript has a single exon. The coding region runs from base 1 to 312 and encodes 103 amino acids. The record is from RefSeq and is a predicted model, not a curated record.